Salvia splendens (bonfire salvia) is the source of this 846-nucleotide messenger RNA. RefSeq lists its product as uncharacterized. NCBI's taxonomy places the organism in Eukaryota, Viridiplantae, Streptophyta, Magnoliopsida, Lamiales, Lamiaceae. Gene Ontology annotation, molecular function: snoRNA binding. Gene Ontology annotation, cellular component: nucleolus; cytoplasm; preribosome, small subunit precursor. Bases 256 to 768 code for a protein of 170 amino acids. Gene Ontology annotation, biological process: rRNA processing. The record is from RefSeq and is a predicted model, not a curated record. The transcript is spliced from 5 exons.
UUGUGUUUAUAACUUUCAAUUUUAACAAUAAAAGUUUUAAACUAGAAUUUUUUUAUUAAUAUUACGAUAAAUUCAUAGAUACCUUCUUAAUGAUUUUAUAAACAAAUAAAAUUUGCAAAUCUUAAUUAGAUAUGGAGAAGUUUAUUUCAAUUUAAAUUCCAAUGCUAUCGACAAAACAAAAAGAGAAAAGAAAAAUAAUACCUAAAACCUCUCUUCUCAAAUUAGGGUUUAAGGAUUUGGAUUUUGUCUGCAACAAUGUCGAUGAAACGUCGACGAAACACGAAUCCGGAGCCGUUUUUGCCGCUUGGCUCCGACGCAUUAUCCUCAGGAAAGAAGCGGCGCAAGCCGACGAAGCACCACCAGCUAGUGGACAAGCUCGUCCCGUCAACCGUCAGCUGUACUAUUCUCAAGGAAGCCCUUUUGCAGCAGAAGGAGAUCCAGCGAGAAGAGGAAAGCGCCAAAAAUGUCGCCGAUCACACCGCCAACAGUAAAAUCGUGUUUCCCCAAAGUCACUGCCGCAAAGAAAACGAAUACGACGAUGACGACGUGGAUGAUUCCGAAGGUGUUUUCGAGGAUGGUAUUAAUGAGGAGGACGAGAAGUUGCUGGAGGCCUUCCUAUCGAAAGAUGAUAGCAUUGAACAAACCGUGGCUGACAUCGUGGAGGAGAUCGAGAAAAAAGAUGCUCAAGUUUCAACCGGAGCACAACCAAUGACGAAAUCGGAUGACUCGGUCACUGAACUGUACAAGAGUCAAGGACAUGCAAUCUAAGGGAGGCUGAGAUAGUUGGGAGCAUCAUUAAGAAGGUUUCUAUUCCUUAUCCCCUACCUAGUGCCACAUUAGCGACGC